ACAGGGCAGAGAUCCGCAGCACGUUGACUGCAAACACGGAAAUACAGCGCGAGAAGAAGAAGAAGAAGAAGAAGAAGAACGCCAGCGGAGUUAGUUCAUUAGGAACAAUUAGGCUUUCGUGACUAAAAGCACGAACGAUAGGAAGUGUUGUGCGUUUCUCUCUCGUCCUAUGGAUUUACUGCAGCUUCUGUCAUGGGCCUGCAUCGUGUUCACGGUCGGGAUGUUCUCGACUGGACUGAGCGACCUAAAGAAGAUGCGAGAAUCCAAAAGUACUGACAACAUCCAGUUCCUCCCUUUCCUCACCACGUGUCUUAAUAACCUAGGUUGGUUGUAUUACGGGAUUCUGAAGCUGGAUCAGACGAUUGUCCUGGUCAACGUUAUUGGAGCUCUCUUACAGAUCGUUUACAUCAUCAUGUACAUAAAAUACACAAACCAAAAGAGGUUGGUGAUUUCCCAGACUCUUACAGCAGGAAUAGUGCUCGUCUGUGGCUGGUUCUACUUCAGCGUGUUCCUCCCCAAGGGAGACACUCAGCUCAGCCAGCUGGGCCUCACCUGCAGCGUGGUCACCGUCAGCAUGUACAUGUCCCCGCUCACCGACCUGGUAAAGAUAGUGCGUAGUGGUGACGUGCAGUGCUUGUCCUUCUCCCUGACUGUGGCCACCUUCUUCACUUCAACCUCCUGGGUCCUUUACGGCCUGCAGCUAAACGAUAACUAUAUUGUGGUUCCAAACACACCAGGAAUCUUCACCAGCCUCAUCAGAUUGUAUCUGUUUUGGAGAUUUGCGUCUGUCAAUCAAAGCUCGCCUUCCUAUAAGUCAAUGCACAUAUGAGACAACACAUUUCUAGGCCGCAGCAAGGCUCGUCUGUGUUUUGUCUCGUCUUUUUGAUAGUAGGCUAGGGUCACAUAAUGAGAAACAAUCAUUCCGCAAGUGACUCCAUGUGAAGUGGACGUAAUGUCUUGCUUUUGGGUUUUUUUCUGCAGCUAUUUG
This is a messenger RNA of Paralichthys olivaceus (Japanese flounder), 988 nucleotides long. RefSeq names its product solute carrier family 50 member 1 (gene slc50a1). The record is from RefSeq and is a predicted model, not a curated record. Gene Ontology annotation, biological process: carbohydrate transport. NCBI's taxonomy places the organism in Eukaryota, Metazoa, Chordata, Actinopteri, Pleuronectiformes, Paralichthyidae. Gene Ontology annotation, cellular component: membrane. Gene Ontology annotation, molecular function: sugar transmembrane transporter activity.